This is a messenger RNA of Paramacrobiotus metropolitanus, 3020 nucleotides long. RefSeq names its product trifunctional enzyme subunit alpha, mitochondrial-like. NCBI's taxonomy places the organism in Eukaryota, Metazoa, Tardigrada, Eutardigrada, Parachela, Macrobiotidae. The coding region runs from base 185 to 2794 and encodes 869 amino acids. The record is from RefSeq and is a predicted model, not a curated record. The transcript is spliced from 16 exons. Gene Ontology annotation, biological process: fatty acid beta-oxidation. Gene Ontology annotation, cellular component: mitochondrion; mitochondrial fatty acid beta-oxidation multienzyme complex. Gene Ontology annotation, molecular function: enoyl-CoA hydratase activity; NAD+ binding; long-chain (3S)-3-hydroxyacyl-CoA dehydrogenase (NAD+) activity.
AUUUGUACUUUACACCGCACACGGAAAACGCACACGAACACCCCGAGCAUCCCUAAAAUCUCCCGCACCCCCGCCACCAUUGCCAUUCUCUUUGCCUCGGAUUAUUUAUAAUUUAUUAUCAAGACUGCAUCGUUCUCCAUCGGAACAGUUGGUUGUGGAGUGGACUGUGAGGUGGUGGUGAAGAAUGGCUUGGCAGGUAGCUGUGCGCAGCGGAUGCCGACAGUCGCAGCGACUGCUGCUGACGGUGCAGGGUCUGCCCCGGACCUCCGUGGCCGUCGUGCAGCGUUCCCUGGCGAGCGAUACGCGUCGGGCUUUUGUGGUGGGCAGUCAGUCGUUUGGCCCCUUGACAGCUUGGUCAGCCCGAAAUAUGUCCACCAGCAGCGCCAUGUUGGCAUCGCAAGGCGGUAAGCAGCGCGAUCCUCUGCAGUCGUUGUCCUCCGCGGGCGCUGAGCAGUCCGGUCGCCAUCUGCACCUGGACGUCCGCGACGGAGUGGCUAUCGUGCGCUUUGAUGCGCCCAAUUCCAAGGUCAACACGCUCAGCCGCGACAUGCAGAAUGAAUUCGAAGAAAUCAUGAACGAAAUCUGGAACCGCAACGACAUUACCAGCGUGGUGCUGAUCUCCGGGAAGCCCGGGACAUUCAUAGCCGGCGCGGAUAUCAAUAUGAUUGAAUCGUGUGGAUCGGCGGAAGCGGUCACCGCGCUGUCCAAAGGCGGCCAGGCCAUGUUCGAGAAGAUGGCCAACAGUCCCAAACCGAUCGUGGCCGCCGUGUACGGAUCCUGCUUGGGCGGGGGACUGGAGACGAUUCUAGCCUGCCAGUACCGCAUCGCGGUGGACGAUAAGAAGACGGGUUUCGGCUUCCCCGAAGUGAUGCUGGGCUUACUGCCCGGUGCAGGCGGCACCCAACGAACUUUGAAUUUGGUGGCGCUGCCCGCCGCCAUGGACAUGAUGCUGACCGGCCGUACGAUCCGCGCCAAGAACGCCAAACGAAUGGGUCUGAUCGAUCUGACCGUGGACCCCCUCGGACCGGGAUUGGCCGACCCGGAGACCAACACUAUCCGCUAUUUGGAGGAUGUUGCCGUUCAGGCCGCCAAGGAUUUGGCCUCUGGCAAGCUCAAACCCAACCGUACACGCCCCUUGGUGGAGCGCAUUCAAAAGUUCAUCUUCAGUCGGGAGUUUGGGCGUAACUUUGUGUUGAAGAAGGCCCGCGAGACCGUCAUGAAGACCACGUCGGGAUUGUAUCCGGCGCCGCUGAAGAUUCUGGAUGUGAUCCGCACUGGAUUGGCUGAGGGAUCAAGCAGCGGUUAUGACGCCGAAGCUAAGGCGUUUGGUGAACUGUCGUCCACCCGGGAAAGCAAAGCCCUGAUUGGUCUGUACCAUGGACAAGUGGCCUGUAAGAAGAACCGAUUCGGCACCCCGCAGCAUCCCAUUAAGACGAUCGGGGUGCUGGGAGCCGGCCUGAUGGGCGCCGGGAUUGCUCACGUCAGCGUGGACAAGGGCUUCAAGGUGAUACUGAAGGAUGCCACCGAUAAGGGGCUGGCGCGCGGCCAGGAACAGAUCGCCAAGGGACUAGCCACCGCCGUUAAGAAGAAGAAAUUCACCAGUUUUGAACGGGAGAAGAUCAUGUCGCAACUGCUGCCGACGCUGAAGUACAACGACUUUGGCGAGUGCGAUAUCGUGAUUGAGGCGGUGUUCGAGGACAUCAACCUGAAGCACAAAGUCCUGCAGGAAGUGGAAGCGGCCACUCCGCCGCACUGCGUCUUCGCCUCCAACACCUCCGCCCUGCCCAUCACCGACAUCGCCAAGGCCAGUAAGCGGCCGGAUAAAGUGGUGGGGAUGCACUACUUCUCCCCGGUGGACAAGAUGCAGCUGCUGGAGAUCAUCACCACCGACAAGACCUCCCAGGAUACCGCCGCGGCGGCAGUGCACGUUGGAUUGAAGCAGGGGAAGAUUGUCAUUACGGUGAAGGAUGGGCCGGGAUUCUACACCACCCGCAUCCUGGCGCCCAUGCAGAUCGAGAUGAUGCGCCUGUUACAGGAAGGCCACGAGCCGAAGAAGCUGGACAAGAUCUUCAAGCAGUUCGGGUUCCCGGUGGGCGCGGCCACCCUGGCGGACGAGGUGGGUCUGGAUGUGGGCUCGCACAUUAUGGACUACCUGGUGGGUGUGUUCGGACAGCGGCUGAGCGGGGCCAACCCCCAAGCGUUGAAGGACGUGGUGGCCGCCGGCUUCCUGGGCCGCAAAUCCGGCAAGGGCAUCUACAUCUACGAGGAGGGCAAGAAGAACCGCGAGGUCAACCCCGAGGCCGAGGCCAUCUUUAAGAAGUACCUCACCAAGCCCGUUGUGGAGAAGUACGUGCACGCUUCCGUCGGUGGUAAGAAUUAUGCAAGAAUGGUAUGUUUUUGUAGUGAGAGCGUGGAGGAUCUGCAGAUGCGUAUGGUGUCGCGGUUUGUCAACGAGGCGGUGUUGUGCUUGGAGGAGGGCAUCCUCAAUUCACCGGUGGAUGGUGAUGUGGCUGCCGUUUUCGGAUUGGGAUUCCCGCCCAUGUGGGGAGGUCCGUUCCGUUUCGUGGACCUGUACGGAGCGGAUGAGCUGGUGGAGAAGAUGGAGCACUUCCAGCAGCUGUACGGCGACCAGUUCCAGCCCUGCCGCACGCUGCAGGAGAUGGCGCGGGAUCCCUCCAAGAAGUUCCACCCUUCGUCGCAGGGCGGAUCGCGCUCCAAGGACAACGGCGCGGAGAAGCAGGACAAAUCCGCUCAACAGCAGCAGCAGAAAGCGGGAAGUGGAUGGUCGGUUUAGGCGCUGCCAGAUGAGAAGGUUGCAUUAGUUAUUAAUUUUGAUUUUGGUUGUUGUUUUUUUCUUCUUGGUGGAAUUAAUUCGUCGCUUGUGGAUUGUGGGAUUUUCCCGGCAUUAUUUAUGGUUGUUAGCUGUUUGGUUUUGGUUUCUUGUGCUGCAUUGCAUUUGGUAAACGCGCGUAGUAUUUUUAACGGAAAAAAAGAUAUUAAAUAAAUAAAUUAUGCAUUAA